AACGACUUGGGUGGCAGGCUGCAUUUCCCCUUAAACAUGAGCGUUCGAUGCGGUACAAGUGGCAUCGCAUCGCUCUUCUGUUUGGGUCUUUGCGCAGCGUUCGCGUCAGGCUCCAGCACCCUCGUGGCACGCAAUCUCGUGUAUCAUGUUGAUCCUGGCCAAGACGUGGUCAUUACGUUGAAAGGGUACAGCAUGGCUGGUCGUGCGCUCACUGUGUCCAUUGCGACGUUGCCGUCGGCAGGCUUUAUAUACCAGUUGUCUCAAGUGUACAGUGAUUACGGCUACGACCCAAAGAAGACCCCCACGGCCAUCACAACGGUCCCGACCCUCGUGACAGGCUCCAACUACCGGGUUGUGUUUUCGAGACCGUUUUCCAACUCGCCCCUCGAUUCCAAGUUUGCCGAGUUCACGUACACUGUCAACGAUGGUGUGACAACGUCGGCCCCAGGGACAAUAACUAUCUCACAAGGCCCUGCCGUGAUGUCGAGUCAGUUCUACGUCGAUGCUGAAGGAUGGGGCAUUCGCAACAACAACAACUUUCAGCCAGUGUACGACCCCACGAGUUGUGGCAUCAUGAGCUACUACAUCUACGGCACAGAGGCGGUGAUUCAAACCCAACCCACGUCCACCGAUGAUGCGCAGCUGUGGUACUUCACCGCUCCCUCCAAAUUCCUCGGCAAUCAGUGGGCCACGUACGGCGGCACUUUGACGUUUACGCUGUCGGCGUCCGAAGGUGAUUUCUCGUCUUCGUCGAACCUCAACACUCCCGCGACGACGCCCCUGGUGAUCCUCGAGUGUGCCACGUGUAACCUCAACGCCGGCGUGCGGUUGGCGUGGCCUCAGACGCUGUCGCCUGCGUUUACCGGCCCCGCGCAAACGUUCAGCAUCCCCCUCUCCGAGACAGCGGGGUGGGUCACCGAUCCAAAGAACACGCUGCUGCCGUGGACGCCGCCGUCGCAAUGCGUGCUCAUGGAGGUGCUAUCGAAACUCAGCGGGGUAUCGAUCCUCGGGGACUUUACGCGCCGGAGUGAAACGGUGGCGUUGGACGCCGUCGUACUGUCCCACGGCCCAGGCCAGCCCCUCGCGUGCUAUGGAGCCUUUUGAUAAGACUACACACAGGACUUACAACAUUGACAUCAAUUUUACUCUCAGCUCAACAUACAACGCUUAGAACAUGAAGAUUGCAACCAUUCAAGUGAUGUAAAGUGGUUUCGAGUAAGCUUGCUGUACAUGGCAUACAAGUACAGUACCUAAUGAACAAACUCCAAG
Messenger RNA from Aphanomyces astaci, 1269 nucleotides. RefSeq lists its product as hypothetical. The transcript is spliced from 6 exons. Bases 37 to 1104 code for a protein of 355 amino acids. The record is from RefSeq and is a predicted model, not a curated record. Lineage: Eukaryota; Oomycota; Saprolegniomycetes; Saprolegniales; Verrucalvaceae.